Messenger RNA from Lindgomyces ingoldianus, 1497 nucleotides. RefSeq lists its product as uncharacterized. Bases 105 to 1112 code for a protein of 335 amino acids. Lineage: Eukaryota; Fungi; Ascomycota; Dothideomycetes; Pleosporales; Lindgomycetaceae. The record is from RefSeq and is a predicted model, not a curated record. The transcript is spliced from 2 exons.
CCCGCUACUGCUCGUUUCCCCAGCCUCGGGCUCAGCUCUCAGCAUCGUUUUGGGCUAAGACAUUCCUGUACGCCCGUCCCUUCUGUCCCCCCUGCCUUGUGGCCAUGACCUUCCCUCGCUAUCCCUCCCUCACCACCACGCCCAUACACAUUGCUGAAACGCAUUCUCUGUACCGGAUGCGCAGCCGCCAAGCUAUCUCGAGGUUCAACUCGAUCCGUCGGGAUCGCAAGCGUGGCGCUGCUUGGGAAGACGGACGCUGUGAUUCCUCCACGCUAGCCGGUGAACAGCCCCGAAUUCUAGUUGCUUACAACACCACCACCAGAACCGGCCUGAAAGAACAUCGUCCUCUCUCGCCCAUUCCCUCUCCCAAGCCCUCACCUCUCCCUGUCUCGCGGCCUGCCGGUCCUCCCUACUACCCACCACCAGACCGAUACAACGGUUACAGCAGACAACCUCGUCGAUUCAGUGCACGCAUGCAGCUCCCUUCCGACACUUCCGCAAAGCCGUCCUGGCUGAGUUCCCUCAGAUCGGCCCUCCGACUGCUCAUCAUCGUCCUCAGCGGAGCCGUCGCGGGCAUGUUGGUCCACACUCUCCAAAUCUACCGCGGCAACUCGUCCCUCGAUCUGCGAAAGGGGGAGCUGCCCAUGACGUGGCCGGCAAGAACGAACCUCGCGCCCACCAUCGUGUUGUUCUCCAUCGCCGCUGCCAAUUUCCUCGCGUCCGUCGCCAUCCUCGCCUUGUCCUUCAAGAAAUCCUUCCGCCGGCCAAUACGCUCACGAGAUGUCUACCGCAUCGUCGCCGGGAGCUUCGGGGUCAUUCUCUGGGUAGCAGCAUUGCUCGUGUACAAUCUACUGGACAAGGCCAGCAAGGCGAGCCUCGGCCAGUAUUCCUGCACGAACAAGAAUGUCAUGAGCAACGGGAGGUACCAGUAUCGCACCGUCUGCUCAGAACAGGGCGUCGCAUUCUAUAUCGCUAUUGGCGCUGCCUCUUCCGAAGUGCUAACCCUUACCACCCUCGCCGUCACUGCCGUCCAAUCCGCCAAACAAACAUCGAUAAUAAAAGGCGACGAGAAAGCUCAGCUGAGCGGUGCGAUGAACGGCCGUCUGGCAUAAAAUUCGUUUCUGUCUCUUUAACCGUUCGACCCUGUACGAUUAUUGCUUUACGUUGUUGCAUGAUACCCCGGGUCACAUUUGGGAUUUCAAUUUCAGUAGUACAGUAUAUAAUUUUGGUGUGGCGUUACUCCCAAAGCAUUGCGCACCCUGUUUCUUUUGUCCCAGCAUCACCAUUCCCUUUCCUCUCCUUCAGCAUGCAUAUUUGGAGUUGCCUGGCUGGCUUUCGUCGUUUUCGGUACGCUUUGAUGAUACCUUGUAGAAGAAGAUUGGAAAGAUCGAGCUCAAAGCUCAUAGCCUUGUUGAAUAAGACAGAUCAAGAAUGAUAUUGCAAGAUCGCAAUAUCAGUGUAUAUAAACACGAACAACCUUAUUUUGGAUAAAUCGAC